Molecule: messenger RNA, 251 nt
Organism: Dovyalis caffra
Lineage: Eukaryota; Viridiplantae; Streptophyta; Magnoliopsida; Malpighiales; Salicaceae
Source: the annotation of a GenBank genome assembly
AUCAGUUACUCGGCAUGAUAAUUAUGUUUUCUGAGCGUCUUAUCAGAUGUUGUGGUACAUUGAAACGAUACCCUGAUGCAAAUUUCAUUAAUGAAACCUGCAGCACUACAAGGUUAGAACCAAAAGAUGAAGCUGCAAAACACCUAAAUCCACACAAAUCACAACAUAUGACAAAAACAAGAACGGGCCAGUACAACAUAAUACCUUGGAAUCCCCCAUCUCCUACAAAUCAAUUGGUUAACAUCCGUUGA